UUCUCGCCAUCACUUGUUCAAACAAAGGUAAGAGUUUCAUUUAAUAUUUUUAUAAUAAUUUUCAGAUAUCCUUCUAGUUACAUACUGUAUUUUCAAUAAAACUGUUCUUCCCAUUGCAUAGCUAAACCGACUAAGGAUGGCUGAUAGCAAAAUGGCUGUGACCCAGUGGAGCCCAGAGUUUGUAAAAGAGCUUCUCCCUGCUUCCGAGAAGACAGCCCUUCUCUAUCAUCUCUCUUACCUGUGCCUGGCCAACUUCCCCAACCUGGAGAGAAUCAUCCGGAGUCGGGCUGUGGAAACCCAGCUUCUGUUUGGCUCCUCUGAUGCAACUAUGUUGAAAUGUAUUUUGACCAGUCAAAACCUGGUUGAGUCGCUGUUUCCCAUGUUGGUGAAAGCUGUGGAGAAAAAUAAGGCGGUUUUGGCAAUUAAAUUCCUAGAGAAAGCACGAGUCUGGAUCAAAGACAUUAUCGCUGAUGUGGAUAAGAUAGUGGAGAAGUAUGAUUUACACAACAAUGAUGUAAAAUCGUCCACCAGUGAUGUUUACAAGGAAAAAUGUGAUACAGAUAAAAAGAUUAAAGAACAAGACCAGGAGUUGAAGCAGGCUGAAAGUGCACUGAAUACUCUGAAAUCUCUGCACCAAAAAACAAUAGAAGAGCUUGCUGAAACUGAGCAAAAGAUAAACAGCAAAACCCAAGAGAUUCAAGAAUUUGCCAGAUCCAUAACCAAAACAAGUAAAGGCCUCGGCAUCUUCGCUGCACUCGUUCCAUUCAUCGGGCUAAUUGUUAAAAGCAUUUAUGAUGCUGUACAUGAUCCUGAAAAUAUUGCACGAAUGAAGGCUCUUGAAGCUGAAUUGAAUGUCUAUAUUGCUGAUAAAACUGCUCUGAAACAAAAGGAGUGGCAGACGCAACUCCAGCUCAUUGAUGGGCAGAUGAAGGCUGCCAAAGCUAGUUUUGACCUGAAUUCCAUACCCGACCCCAUCUACCUAAAUGAAGUUCAGAGUAGCUUGUCAAAAAUUCAGGCAAUUCUGAUUCAGCUCAAACACUUCUGGGAGAGUGUUGCUGUAAUGCUGGACUCCCUGGAAAAAAAGACCUUUGUUGGAGAAGAUCUUGUUGAAGACCUUACCGAACUAAAAGAUGAAUUUCUAGCAUCAAUCGAAGUAGCCAAACAGGCUUGGAGCAUUUUUGGUGCAGGCUGUCAAAAAGCAUCUGUCAUCUUUAAGCUCCAAACCAAAGAUUCCUACAAGUUUCUGGAGGUCAGUCCUUCCUCUCUCAACAAGGAGGAGUGGGAAGAAGAGUACAAAAGUGUAAAGGAACGACUGGAGAAUAUCGACCCACCAAAAAGUGUGCCAUCCUCUGUUAAACCUGCCAUUUGUCAAUGAUCAGAGCGCUGACACACACAAGUACAUCGUCCUAUUUGAUUUCUGUCUCAUGAUGCUGGUAACCUGCUGAUGAUGUUUAACCAUUUACAUACUGUACUUGUAAACUGCAGAGUUCUGUAUUUUCUUCUACUUAACAUCUAAAACAUUGUUCACAUAUACUCUUCUCCUUAUGUAUAAUCUUUUUAUGAGCUUUAGUAAAAAUACUCUUGUUGAGUAGAUAUGUAUGGAUGAAAAUGAAAUAGUUUUCCGAAUAAAGUUUGAUAACAUCA
This is a messenger RNA of Megalobrama amblycephala (Wuchang bream), 1644 nucleotides long. Its product is annotated as CAP-Gly domain-containing linker protein 1-like. The record is from RefSeq and is a predicted model, not a curated record. NCBI's taxonomy places the organism in Eukaryota, Metazoa, Chordata, Actinopteri, Cypriniformes, Xenocyprididae. The transcript is spliced from 6 exons. Bases 137 to 1375 code for a protein of 412 amino acids.